UGACAAGAUGGCCGGUGUGGAUUCCACCAUAUGAAAUGCAUUGCAUUGCGGAAUGUUUUGAUGGGAUGGAACGUGACGUGACAUGAUGGCCAGUGUGAACUGGCCUUUGUGCUCUCAUACUUUACAUUUUGAACGUAUUUCAUCACAUGAUUCACGAAACAGUUCAACUCCUACAUAUCGCGAAGACGUCAUUAGACUAAUUACAGUGAGCGUUUACAAAUAAUUCUUCUUGCGUUCCAGUCGUUAAUGGAACUGGAGAAAAUCACUGUAAGUAGUUCAAUGAAAAGUAUCUUCUGCCAUGCUCUUCACAGAAGUUUGCAGAGUAGGUACGUAGACAUAGAAAUACCUGCGGCUGAACGAAAUACCAUCGAAGUUCGAAUGAGGUAAAAACAACUCCCAUUUAGUUGUAAGUAGAACUGGCGUCAUGAGGAGGUGAUAAAACAUUUCCCUCUCCACAUUUUACAGAUAAAGUGUGGCAAUAUUUGGCAACAAGGGCCCUGAUUGAUGAAAAAUUUGAGUUGGGCUGAUAUCGAACGAGAAUCGUCUUGCAUGCGUCAUAGAUAGUCUCGAAUAUUCACUCUCUACCACUUACAUCCGACGGUUACAAAUAAUUAAACAGGUGCAUUUUCUAUACAUGACCAGUUAUCACUGAGAUCAUUCAGCUCCUACGUUUGUGUAAGAAUUAUCUGAGGUGUUAUUUAGCGGCAGGUCGCCGCACGCUUCAGUGCGGUGCGGUAUCGGCAUGUGAGUUGUGAGGUCUUGUUUGGACUUGUCAGGUUGCCUUUGUGUAUUGUUGGUUGGAAGUGAUUUGUGUUAGCCGAUAAGCUGAAGUUGGGGAAAAAGUUUCACAGGUGCUGCAGCUGAUAUAGCAAAUGUUCCAAUAUGGAUGCAGGAUCACAUCAGCAGGGAGAUGAUGAGGAUGAUGUCUUGCCAUCUUUACAAACAGUCACGAAUUUUGAUGAUGGAAAUGGUGAUGUUCCUGAGCCUACUGAUACUGAAAAUGGUUUUUGCUUUGAAGAGUCUCCAGUUGUUGCAAGUAGAAGUCUAAUAAGGCCAGAUGUUACUCGACUUGCUGGAGAAGAUGAUGCAGGUCUUGUGGUAGAAGCAGAGUUUCCUUCACAGGAAACGAGUUUUUUAAUUGAAUCAUUGGUUAAACAACUUUGCAAGUUCGUAGAGAAAAAUGCUAACAAACAGAGAGCUCUGUAUGAUGCUAUUUGUCGUAUUCUUUACAAACUGAAAUUAAUUGAUGGCACAUAUGCAAUAGAAGAACUAGAGUUUAUGAGAAACCGUUAUGUGCAAGCAGUUUGGGAUCUUCUUCAAAUUGCAAAGAUAGGAAAUGAACCAGGAGCAAAUAAUAGAUUGAUCAGUGUUGCCAGGAAAGAUUCGUUCAAGAAAGCUUUGCCCAGCAAGCUCCUAGUCCCUGAAAAAUUGUUCGAAUCAUCUCGGUAUCAAACGGAAUUUGUCGAGUUGGAGUAUAUAGCACAUGGUGGGUUUGGCUAUGUGUACAAAGCAAGAAACAAAUUAGAUGGUGGUGAAUAUGCUGUAAAGAAAAUUUGUCUGAGAUAUCACAGAGUUGAUAAUUUUCUUAAAAGCCUGCAAGAGGUAAAGCUUUUGGCUAAAUUGCAUCAUCCCAAUAUUGUUGCUUAUAAAGCAGCUUGGCUAGAACCGUUCCAGCAGAGUUCCAAUUUAGACUGUCAAAGCAGUAUUACUGAUGAUUCGCUUAGCACAUCAUUAAAUGAUGCCUCUGAUGGGAUGUCUCCAUCAAGUGAGAUGUGUAAUGGGCAGAGAGCAAAUUAUGCUUUGUCUGGAAAUGCAACAUACAGUAGCAGUUCUCAGAGCAGUGCCAGUGAAAGUCAUGAACAAGUAAGCCAUGUAUCUGCAUCACAUAUGCAUCUAAAAAGCAAAGAGAAAUCCUGUGAUUCAGCCGAUAAAUGCUCUUCAAAGUCUACAAGUACAGAAUCCUCAGAAGAUAACGCUAUUUGUGUGCCAUCCCAUUUAGAGGAAAUAACGUGUAAAAACCUGAAACGACUGAUACCACCUGAGAGAGAUUGUGCCACACUUUAUAUACAGAUGCAGCUAUGUGAUCAAACACUUCUACAAUGGCUAAAUAAUAGAAAUAAUAAAAGGAUACGCAUAGAUAUUACACAGUGCCUCAAAGGAUUUCGCCAUCUGGUUUGCGGAAUUGAGUAUAUCCAUUCCCAAGGGAUAGUUCAUCAUGACAUUAAGCCAAGCAAUAUUUUUGUAAAUAGUGAGCUGAGUCAAGUUCAAGUGGGUGACUUUGGCCUUGCAUGUUUUCUGCAACAUUCACACAAGGAUGUUGCAUUAUUAUCACAGCCAACAUUGUAUGGUGACCACAGGAAUAUGGAAAUUGGAACAAAAACAUAUGCUGCUCCUGAACAGCUUGAAGGUGUUUGUAAUCAAAAGAGUGACUUGUAUAGUUUGGGAAUUGUACUGUUUGAACUGCUUCAGCCGUGUUAUACGGACAUGGAGAAGAGCAUUCUUAUAAAAGAUCUAAAAGAUGGUGCUGUGUCACAGGAGUUGUGUGCAGCAGCACCAGAACUGGUCGAGAUGAUGAUACGCUUGACUUCAUGUUCUUUAGACAGAAGACCUACAUCAAAAGAACUGUUGGCUCAGCUGGAUUACUUAUCAUGCCACGAUACUAAUGAGAGCUCAGUAAUAAAACAUCUGUUAAGUGAAAUAAGCCAACGUGAUAAAGAAAUUGAAGAACUGAAGCAUGAAAAGAGACAGUAUGCGCAAGAAAUACUGGAACUGAAACUUAAAUUGGAGAGAUAUGAGACUUCCUAGACUUUACAAAUGUGCUCAAUUUCUACUCAUUGCCAAAUGAAUAUAAGACAAUGCCCAGUAUCUAACUAUUUGGUAUCAAAUACUCUAAUUAGAUGGGAGGGAAAGUGGAGCUAUGCAGACCAUGUGCCAAUUUUAAAAACUUUGAUUAAUUUCAUCGUAGUUUUCCUUUAUUAUCACUACCUACUUAGUGUAACAAAUGUUACUAACAUGAUUUUUUAUAAAAGUGCUUUCUGGGUAGUAGUGGAUGAAGCUUAUGACAGAAGAGAAGAUUCAGAAACUGAGAAAUCUUUCAAGUACUACAUUAAUGUCACACAUGUUGCUCUACCAUCUCCACAGGUGGCAAGUUAGAUAAACCAUGGCAGACAGGAAUUUAAAUUCAAACUACUUAAACUUGUUUCCUGUUUCAGUAAGUGUUUGAAGGCACUUCUGCACAAUUUUUGUUUUGUGGCUACUGUGCCUAUUAUUGUAGUUUUAUUUCUACUUAACUUAUCCACCAUACUUGGUGGUUUCACUUUUGGAGAUUAAUUUUUGCCACAUUACUUAAAUUCUAUUUUUACAAGAGGUGUGUAUCUUUAAGUGAAUGACAAGACAUGAUCUCUUACACGUUAUCAGUAUUUAAGGCUUAAUGUUACUUCAGAAGCAAUAGGGUAGGACUUGGAAUAAGGAUAAGUGAAGUAACAAGACUAUAAAAUGUAUUUUUGUAUUUGUUGAAUAAAAUUCUUUUUACAAGAAA
Schistocerca gregaria is the source of this 3538-nucleotide messenger RNA. Its product is annotated as eukaryotic translation initiation factor 2-alpha kinase 1-like. The record is from RefSeq and is a predicted model, not a curated record. The coding region runs from base 883 to 2805 and encodes 640 amino acids. Gene Ontology annotation, molecular function: ATP binding; protein kinase activity. Gene Ontology annotation, biological process: protein phosphorylation. The transcript has 11 exons. NCBI's taxonomy places the organism in Eukaryota, Metazoa, Arthropoda, Insecta, Orthoptera, Acrididae.